Messenger RNA from Cryphonectria parasitica EP155, 1586 nucleotides. RefSeq names its product general substrate transporter. The coding region runs from base 108 to 1586 and encodes 492 amino acids. Gene Ontology annotation, biological process: transmembrane transport; carbohydrate transport. Gene Ontology annotation, molecular function: carbohydrate:proton symporter activity. NCBI's taxonomy places the organism in Eukaryota, Fungi, Ascomycota, Sordariomycetes, Diaporthales, Cryphonectriaceae. Gene Ontology annotation, cellular component: membrane. The record is from RefSeq and is a predicted model, not a curated record. The transcript has 6 exons.
CUAAGACGAGUUGCUCCGAUUUCCGUCUCGAAAACAGCAGCAACUUGCGCACGUAUCCAGAGUACCGUCUACAGAACCAGUCACGAGUAUACACAACGGGUGGCAGGAUGCCUUCGUACUUUGGUCUGAGGGGUAGCUCCCUACAAGCAGCGACGAUAUGGGCAGUCAUUAUGCCAUCGUAUCUUUUAUUUGGAUACAACAACGCAGUCGCUGGCGGUCUCCUCAGCCUUCCCUCCUGGAUAAGCACAUUCCCAGAGAUCGACACAGUGAAUACCACUGGCGCUGAGCAAGCUGCAAGUUCGCGACUCCAGGGAACAGUCGUUGCACUCUACACGCUGGGUUGUUUUUUUGGUGCCCUCGACUGCAUAUGGCUUGGCGAUAAGCUCGGCAGGAAGAAGACGAUCAUGUUCGGAGCGGCGGUAAAUUUCAUCGGGGCCCUGCUGCAGUCGUCGUCCUUCUCGCUCGGACAACUCAUCGUCGGGCGGCUGGUCUCGGGUUUCGGCUUCGGACACCUGACGGCCACUGCGCCCAACUGGCAGGCCGAGUGCUCAGCAGCUGAUCACCGAGGAGCCGUUGUGCUUCUGGAGAGCGUCUUCAUCAGCGGUGGGCUGGCGAUCGCCGCGUGGAUCUCGUUUGGGAUCUCGCACUCGACUGGCUCUGUCACUUGGAGAUUUCCACUGGCACUGUCGGGGUUUUGGUCGCUCAUCAUACUUUUUACUACGCCUCACAUGCCUGAGUCUCCUAGGUGGCUGGUUAGAAAGGGGAAGGUUCAGGAGGCCAGACAGACACUGGCUGCCUUGAACGGUGUCGAGCCUGAUGCUGCUGAUGUUGCCGACAAUGUUGCGGAGAUUGAAGAGUCGCUGGCAUUUUCGGGCCAGGCCAAGUUUACAGACAUUUUUCGAAACGGCGAGUCGAGAUUGCUUCACAGGACCUGCCUUGCUGCCGCAGGACAGAUGUUCCAACAGAUGAGCGGCAUCAACGCCCUAGCCUUCUACCAAGAAACGAUUUUUGAGACCGACCUCGGCCUGCCUGCAAAGACGGCGAGAAUUAUUGCUGCCUCCGUCUUUACCUGGCAGACCCUGUGCUCUCCUAUCGGCGUUUUGACAGUCGACCGGUUCGGCCGGCGAAAGCUAAUGCUGUUUGCCGCGGCGGGCAUGGGUAUUUGCAUGGCCAUCAUCGCAGGCGGCUCCUCGCAACCAAAUAAUAAUUCUGCGAUUGCUGCGGCGGCUGCCUUCAUUUUUAUGUUCAGCUUCUUCUUCCCUACAGGCUUCUUAGGAUUGACGUUCCUCUACGCUGCUGAGAUCGCACCUCUCAGCCAUCGCUCGAGUAUCACUGCUAUCUCGACGGGUUCGGCGUGGCUAUUCAACUUUGUUGUGGCAGAAAUCACGCCAGUAGGCUUCUCCACCAUUGGAUAUCGGUACCCUAUCGUUUACGCGUGCAUCAAUCUUUUUCUCACAUUGCCUUCUGUCUACUUCCUCUUUCCCGAGACCAGUGGUCGCCACCUCGAAGAAGUCGACCUGAUUUUCACUCACAGUCGCAACAUCUUCGAUACGGUCUCCAUGUCCAAUAAUGAUAUCGGAAGCUAA